Mycena citricolor is the source of this 977-nucleotide messenger RNA. Lineage: Eukaryota; Fungi; Basidiomycota; Agaricomycetes; Agaricales; Mycenaceae. The record is from the annotation of a GenBank genome assembly.
CGCGUGCCAUGUCGACACCGCACGCGCAGAAUAAAACAGUUGGCAGACAGUAUUAUCGCCAACAGUACACGCCGCAAGCCACAACGCAGUCUGAUCGUCCCGCACCGCAGACAGUCACAGACGACUAUGAACGCUGGUACACGGAGAACGUCCCGAACAACCGAAUGGUCCUAGCACUCCGCUCUCAAAUCCCAUCAGAGAUCAAUUGGGCCCUGGAUCGCAUCCUGCGGCUCAGCCGAAAUGAGGACUUCUCGCUGAAGAAGAUAUCGGGCUUGAGGGAUGCCUUGUACGAGUGGCCCGAGUGGUAUGUGUCCGAUGGGCUGCAGACCUCUAACGAGAUGCACUCCCUGUUUUCUGUGCCGCCGGAAGUCUCAACCAAACGACGCCAUGCCUUGGAAUCGUUGGCUGUCUUGCGCAAUGCGGCAAUGGACCCAGAAAACCGCACUGAACUGUUGGAACACGGACACACCAUGCCCCUUGUGUUCAACGGCCUCACGAGGCUGGACCCCGACUACGACGAACACGUCGAAUUUCUGUUUCACUUGAUGGAGUUGUUCCGUUCGCUCGCCUCGAACUAUGCCGUGACGGCGAACUUGGUCCAUACGCGCUGGAACCCGGUACCUCCAUUGAACUUCAUUGCUGAAACGUCCAGGAAUCGAUCCCUCAUUCUUUCGUCCUUGACUACGCUCACGGACAUCUUUGACAAUCCCCUGAACACAUUCCUCCUGUCGUCCGGUUCGCCUGCGCUUGCCACAGCUCUGCGUUAUCUGCCGCUAUUUGUGGACAAACCGCUAGUCGAAGCAUGUCUCGACUACCUGUAUGUGCAUCUUUCACAUCCCGCCAUGGCCAAGGCAUUUCUCCAUCAUCCCGAGCUUUCAAACACGGUCAGGAUGCUGGUCAACUUCAUUUUGAGCGAACAGGUCGAAGAGACCGUCACACUGGAAGUCAUGGGGGCUAUCCAUACUGCGCCGGCUGUA